Messenger RNA from Triticum turgidum subsp. durum (durum wheat), 1158 nucleotides. The record is from the annotation of a GenBank genome assembly. NCBI's taxonomy places the organism in Eukaryota, Viridiplantae, Streptophyta, Magnoliopsida, Poales, Poaceae.
AUGGGAUGCUUUUCCUGCUGCGGAGCCGAUGAUGUUGGCAAGAAAAAGAAGCGCGAUGAUCCUUAUGUUCCGGUCCCUGCCCCAGGGGGUAACUAUGGUUAUAACCGGGGGCCAGCGCCAACCCAUGCCAUCCGUACCAGUAGAAGCCAGCCAAUUGAAGUACCAGCCAUUUCCCUAGACGAAAUUAAGGAAAUAACCAAGAACUUCAGCAGUGACGCUCUUAUAGGAGAGGGUUCAUACGCAAGAGUUUUCCUUGGUGUACUGAAGGAUGGCAAGAAAUCUGCAGUGAAGAGGCUUGACUCCAGCAAACAGCCUGACCAAGAAUUCCUUGUGCAGGUCUCGGCUGUUUCAAGACUCAAGCAUGACAAUGUCAUCCAACUUCUCGGGUACUGUGCUUUAGGGAGCACCCGUAUUCUUGCUUAUGAGUAUGCAACAAGGGGCUCCUUGCAUGAUGUUCUCCAUGAGCCAUUCAAGACUCUAGCAAAGCUGAUGAAUCUACGGCUCGUGGUCAUUACAGGUAAAAAGGGCGUCAAGGGAUCCCAACCAGGACCAGUCCUAUCGUGGAUGCAGCGGGCGAGGAUUGCUGUAAGCGCCGCGAGAGGGCUUGAAUUCCUCCAUGAGAAGGCAGAGCCACGUGUCGUCCACCGUGAUAUCAAGUCCAGCAACAUACUGCUCUUUGACAACGAUGUUGCAAAAAUAGGAGAUUUCGAUGUGUCUAAUCAGGCCCCUGACAUGGCUGCACGCCUUCAUUCUACACGUGUUCUUGGCACCUUUGGUUAUCAUGCUCCUGAGUAUGCAAUGACUGGGCAGCUAAGCGCAAAGAGCGAUGUAUAUAGCUUUGGAGUGGUGUUGUUGGAGCUUUUAACUGGCUGCAAACCAGUUGAUCAUACACUUCCCCGUGGCCAGCAGAGCCUUGUGACAUGGGCUACACCAAGGCUAAGUGAAGACAAGGUGCGGCAAUGUGUAGAUCCAAAGCUUGGUGUGGAUUACCCUCCAAAGGCUGUCGCCAAGAUGGCUGCCGUGGCUGCCCUGUGCGUACAGUACGAGGCAGAUUUCCGGCCAAACAUGAGCAUCGUCGUCAAGGCUCUGGCCCCGCUGCUGAACACCCGGACAAGCAACCGACCUGCCGGCUCGGCCUCUGGCGUAGCCGUCGAGUGA